AUGAAGAAGCGGGAUAUCCCAUUUUCAAACAGGAAAGACACUCGCAGUUUCUCUCCCCGUCGCACAUCCUGGAACGCAGCAGUUCGGAACUUGCAGAAGACGCCCAAGCAGAAGCUGCCCGCUCCGGCGGCUGCUCAGCGCCUCCCGGCCUCCCGCCGUGCGGUCAGUGCGCUAAGGGGCGCGGGGACGGCGCAGCCCCGAAGCGCGGCGGAGCGCCCGGCAGCGUCCCGCCGAGCCGCUGCAUCGUCUGCACGCGUAGAUCAGCCGCUGCCCCGCGCCAUGCCCGGGCCGCCACGCUUCAGGCAUUCCCGGCCGAGGGCUGCAGAGCGGUUCCGUGCAAGCGAGGCCGAGCGCGAGCCCGCCCCGCCCGUCCCGUCCCACCCCGUCCCGUCGGCAGCGGGGGCUCCUCAGCCACCCCAGUCCCCACUCGGUCCCGGCUGCCACGCGCACCCGCCUCGGCUGCGGGGAGAGCGCGGCUGGGCGCGGCCGUACCUUGCUGAACACCUCCAGGUCGUCCUCAUCGUCGUCGAACGCCAACACCUCGGCGGAGGCGACUACGUUAUGUGUGAGUUUGAUAGGAGUCACCAUGGUGAGGAAAGGAAUAAUGGAUUUUCAGCUUUAUUACAGCAUGUUAAAGGGAAACAAGAAGAUGAACAGACCGGGCCUGGCUGUGCAGCGAUCACUCUUCUGAGGAGCCUGUGUGAAGAGAUGCUGGUCUGGGGAAAAGCAGAAGAUAUUUGCUUUAUAUCUGAAGUAUUAUUCAAGUUCACUCCAGAAGACAAGAGAACUGUUGGUACAUGAUUUAUAUAAAGCUCUAAGACCUGGUGCUGAAGGAAACUUCUCUCAGAAGUGUGCGUUUAUUGUUUGAUACCUUUGGUGAUAUGUGAUGCUUCAUCUACCAUCUCUGUAAGUGUGGUCUCACUUUCACUGUUAUUGAAACGUGUAUCAAGUGAAAUGAAAACAGAAAUUUGGGAAAGGAUAUAAUUAACCUACCUGUGAACAUUAACCUUAAAUAUUGUGCUAAUUACCUCAAUAAUUUAAUCACUGCAGAUCUCAAACUCGUUUGUUAAAUAUUCAAUUCUGCAAAUUGUUUCUGAUACAGAGGUGUGGGUAGCUUUCUGUGAAUGUAACCUUCUAUAUAAAACUCCUUACAAAACCAUUGUAUAUUUGCACUUCAGCAAAAAAAUCCACCGUCAACAAGAC
Molecule: messenger RNA, 1203 nt
Organism: Tympanuchus pallidicinctus (lesser prairie-chicken)
Lineage: Eukaryota; Metazoa; Chordata; Aves; Galliformes; Phasianidae
Product: translation initiation factor IF-2-like
Exons: 4
Coding region: 1-801 (266 amino acids)
Source: RefSeq, a predicted model, not a curated record